Molecule: messenger RNA, 844 nt
Organism: Cryptococcus deneoformans JEC21
Lineage: Eukaryota; Fungi; Basidiomycota; Tremellomycetes; Tremellales; Cryptococcaceae
Exons: 5
Coding region: 124-546 (140 amino acids)
Source: RefSeq, a predicted model, not a curated record
GUCAUCCAUAAACACCACAGAACCUUAAGUCAGCACCGUCAAACGUUUUCAACGACUUGGGAGUUGACUAAAGCGGGGAAGAGCAAUCACUCUUUUCUCCCCCCUACCGACUGAUAUCGCAUCAUGUCUGCGAAUUCCUCCACGCCUUCAAGAACCACCCAGUCUCAGGUUUAUUCUGCGCACUUGCGGAACGCUCUUCUGCCAGAGCUCGAAAAUACAAGACAGCGCUUGUCCACUGUCGAGACUGACAUUGCAGAGUAUGCUUUGCUGAAAGACAAGAUUGAUGGCUUGCAAAAGGAAAAGGGAAAGGAGGUGAAUACCAUGAGUGAGAUGGGUGCUGGGGUUUGGGUCCACACGACAAUACCAGAUAUUAGUGUGAUCACCCUUGACUUAGGUCUUAACCUUCAUUUGGAUAUGCCCCUUGCCGACGCCGAAGAAUAUGUGAAGAAAAAGCUCGGAAUUUUGAAAAAGAAGAGAGACUCUUUGAGCCAAAAGGAGGAGCUCUUAGUUUGGCAGAUUGGCCAGUUCCAAGGCGCUAUGGCAUGAUCAUUUACACCCCUGGAUUCCCUCGUAUCACCGAUAAGCCCCCACUACAUGCUGACAAUUUCCACAACAAUGCUUUCCUCUUCGUAACUGACCUCCAAUCUUUGCGAUGAGCAUGCGACGAUUGUAGGGAAACCGACCAGGAGGUCUGCAAUGGACUGGUAGAUAUGACUACCUGGAAAUAAGCAAGGGUUGAUUAGGGAGUGAUAGCCAACCUGGUCUACGUCUACAUACUCAUAAAAAGUACUUAGUAUGUUGGGCCGAAAGUUGUAUGACAGAAGAUCUGCCAAGUUGUAGCGUC